AUGCAUCUUCACUCUUUUCUCUCGACAUUGCUGUGUCUGUCAUCACUGUCGGGCCAUGUUGCGGCUGAGGCGACCGAGCGGUUGGGCCAGCCGGGGAACCAGCUGGUCCACCAGCCGACGGACCAGGCAGGUCACCAGCCGACGAACCAGCUAGCUCUCCAGCCGACGGACCAGCUAGCUCUCCAGCCGGCGGACCACCCGGGGGAGAAGCCAAAGUACCAGCCAAAGAACCACCCAAAUGACGACACCGGCGGCACCAUUUACCGAGCUUCUCGCACCCCUCCGCUCGGGUCCGGGUUCGGAGCAAUCACCAGGCGCGACAGGGACGAGGAGACGAUUAUGGGGAAAAACCUCCAGGAGGUGGUCCGAAGGGGCACGCUGGAGUUUGCCCGCAGCCGCAAGAACCGGAAGAGAAGGUGGUACGUCUACCACAUCAACGCGACGGACCCGAUGAUCCAGUGGGGCCUGGAAAGGCUGAACAACCCAAACCAUGCCUCCUGGACAGAUCUCGCCAAGCUGGCCCCGAUGGGCUGGAAGGCCGUCAAGGGUUGGGACACGUACUGGGGCGAGGGGUACAGCACGCGCUACGAAGGAUGGACGCCGAACCGGGAUAAAUACAACCCCAACGACUGGGUGGAUCGUCAGGUGGACGUGGUCAGCAGGAAGAUCUACCGGCCCGCCGUGCAGACGCCGGCGUUCUACUCGCAGAGGGGCGCCAUCACGGCGGACCACGCAAGGUUCGAGCCCGUCAUGUUUGGAGGCGACGCCGACAAGCGGCAGCUCAUCAACAUAAUGGGAAACAAGUACCCUAAUACCAGAUGGUAUCUCUAUCGUCUCGAGUGGACCCCGGAGUACAAGUCCAAGCUUGCAGAGGUGCCGAGGAUGGUGCGCGACCUGUCCGAGCAGCAGCUCGAGGCUGAAUUCCCCAUGCCUUUUAGCGCCGUCACUCACUGGGAGGAGUUUAUCGGCACCCAGCGCCAGCGUUCCUUUGGCAACAGUGAGAAUAACCUAAAGCGCUAUGGGUCUUGA
Molecule: messenger RNA, 1029 nt
Organism: Pyricularia oryzae 70-15
Lineage: Eukaryota; Fungi; Ascomycota; Sordariomycetes; Magnaporthales; Pyriculariaceae
Exons: 1
Coding region: 1-1029 (342 amino acids)
Source: RefSeq, a predicted model, not a curated record